This is a messenger RNA of Hyalella azteca, 1401 nucleotides long. RefSeq names its product adapter molecule Crk-like (gene Crk). Bases 100 to 933 code for a protein of 277 amino acids. NCBI's taxonomy places the organism in Eukaryota, Metazoa, Arthropoda, Malacostraca, Amphipoda, Hyalellidae. Gene Ontology annotation, molecular function: protein binding. The transcript has 6 exons. The record is from RefSeq and is a predicted model, not a curated record.
AUCAUUUGUUGUUCAGUUUGUGUCAUUUUUUCUCAAGGGUUAAGCCUUGGGGGAAAUUCUUUUACCAAACAACUGCAGUAUUUUUAACCCAUUGCCAUCAUGGGAGAAUCAUUUGACCCUACAGAUGAAACCAGCUGGUAUGCUGGUGCUAUGACUCGGCAAGCAGCAACAGACAUUCUGAUGAGUGAACAAGACCCUGGAGUCUUCCUGGUCCGAGACUCAACUUCCAUAGUUGGUGACCUGGUACUAUGUGUCAGGGAGGAUAACAAAGUUUCCCACUACAUAAUAAACAAAAUGCCGGAUCAGAAGAAGUAUCGUAUUGGUGAUCAGGAGUUUGCUGACAUGGCAACCCUGCUAAACUUUUACAAACUACAUUAUUUAGAUACGACAGCACUCAUUCGGCCAGCCAAGCUUGGAAUUAAACAAAUCAGAGUAAUCUGCAAAUAUGACUUUGAUGGGUCGGACCCUGAAGAUCUUGCAUUCAAGAAAGGUGAAAUUUUGACUAUAAUCAGCAAAGAUGAAGAUCAGUGGUGGACUGCGCGGAACAGCAAGGGCGACGUGGGCAGCAUACCUGUGCCCUACGUCACAUUGUACGAUGAUGUCCAACGCGUUCAGUCUGCUGCGAGUACUGCCAGCGCGCCAGCCUCCUCCGCUUGUCCCGAUGCUUCAAAUAAUGGCGCUCUUAACAGACCUAAGCCCGGAAUUAAUCAAAAGCUUCCAGCAUACGCGCGCGUAGUCCAGGACAGAGUGCCCAACGCGUACGACAAGACAGCGCUCAGGCUGGAGCGCGGCGACAUCAUUAAGGUGACCAAGACCAACAUGAACGGCAACUGGGAAGGCGAACUUAACGACAAGAAAGGACAUUUUCCCUUCACACACGUAGAGUUUAUUGAAGAUCAAAGCGGCUUAGAAGGCACUAAUGGCACCAACUGAUGCCAUGAAGAUACUGGUGAAGCAGCUCUCGGUGACUCUUGUAAACUUGAUGAAAAUUUUGAUGGCCGGGGUGCUGGUGAGAGCGGCGUAGUUUCUUGCUCGGGAGAUGCAAUCAAGUCGAAUGCCCAGCUGGUAAUUACGAAUGAUGAACAAAAGGCGAUUGUUAUAGUUAAGAAAAAGAGUAAAAAAUAUUCUGCACUUAGUCCUGAUUACCCAAGUGCUCACAUCGGACAAGAAACAUCUGAUGAAACGUGUCGACGCUCAUCAGAAAAUGGAGUUGAAAUGCACAAGAAGAAUGAUGAAGUUAAUCUUGCUUCGCCUAAACCAGCUGAUGCACCAUUCUCUGUUCACGAGGGCAUAUCAAGGUUUUAGAUCAAUUUUGCUGCGAGUGCUGAAAAAAAUUAUUUUUGGCAUAUUAUUAAUUGAAAACUUUCUUGGUGUUCGUUAUAUGUGCUUCUAACUUGUGAA